This is a messenger RNA of Rhododendron vialii, 1560 nucleotides long. RefSeq lists its product as uncharacterized. Lineage: Eukaryota; Viridiplantae; Streptophyta; Magnoliopsida; Ericales; Ericaceae. The record is from RefSeq and is a predicted model, not a curated record. The transcript is spliced from 10 exons. Gene Ontology annotation, cellular component: membrane. The coding region runs from base 253 to 1359 and encodes 368 amino acids.
AUGGAAAUUAGGAAACAAAAAUCCAGGAAAAAAUACUUUAUUUAACACACCCAUUUCUCUCCUUCUCCCUCCUCCUCCUCUCUCUCUCUAGACUUGGAUUCUAUUCCCUCUCAAUUCCAAUCCACCUCCUGCCCCACCUCCUGCCCCACCUCGCAGCAGCACAAAUUUUCUAUAUAUAUAUAUAUACCUGGUAUACCCCCACGCACGAAACGCAAACUCGGAAUCAAAUCGAUCUACCGACCGACACCACUGAUGGCCGCCGCCGCCGCUGACGGUGAGAAGUCGGAGAACACGGUGGCGGAAGAGGUUUCGAGAGCGGUGGAAUCGGCCAAGGAGCUGCAGGACUCGGCCUCCGCCUUGAUUUCGCGAAACGCGCGCGAGGAAGACGCGCUCCGCCAGCGCGUUGUCUCGCUCGAUUCCACAAUCCGGCAAAUCCGUUCGUCCGUUUCCUCCUUGGUCGGGCACGGCAAAUUGGAUCCCAAGGAGGCCGAGAAACUGGAAGAGGAAUUAUACAGAGCUAGCUACACAUUGAGUGAAGGAGAUGCGGCCGCGUUUAUUCCGAGCAAAUCUCACGGGAGGUUCUUGAGUAUGUUUCUUGGUCCGAUUAAUGUGCGUGCAACCAGGAAGGAUGUUAAACUGAAAGUGAAAGAGGAGUACAAUAGCUUCAGAGAUAGGACCGCUUUUUUGUUUCUUGUUUUCCCGUCGCUGCUACUUGGAUUAAGGUCAUGGAUAUGGGGUGGUUGCUUUCCUGCAUUGCCUGUUCAGCUUUACCAGGCCUGGUUGCUAUUUCUCUACACGGGAUUGGCUUUGCGAGAGAACAUACUUAGAGUGAAUGGAAGUGAUAUUCGCCCAUGGUGGAUAUACCAUCACUACUUCGCUAUGGCUAUGGCACUUAUCAGUCUCACUUGGGAGAUAGAAAGGGAACCUGAUUGUGCCCAGAAGCAGAGAGGAGUUCAACUAUUCCUGCAAUGGGCUAUCAUGCAAGGAGUUGCAAUGCUUCUACAAAAUAGAUAUCAACGACAAAGACUCUAUACCCGUAUUGCACUGGGCAAGGCUAGAAGAAUGGAUGUUGUCUGGGGAGAAACUGCUGGGGUCAAAGGACAACUAUGGCUGUUGGCACCCAUUCUAUUCAUAUUGCAGGGUUUUGAAGCAUAUGUUGGAAUGUUGCUGCUUAAAAUUGCAUAUGUCGGUGUUGUUUCUGAGUGGCAGGUAAUUACCUGUGGGACCCUUCUGAUUAUCAUGGCAGUUGGGAACUUUGCAAACACGGUGCAAACACUUGUGACAAAAUCUCGGUUCAAAGCAAAAAUGAAGAAAAGUAAAAGCAUGGCGGAAUUGAAUCAUGGAUCCCCCCACUCCUAAGAACCUGUCGACAGCAAGACUUGUGGCGAGGCCAUUUGCUCAAUAAUUUCACCUUCCUACUAGUAGGGCAUCGAUGAUGUUUGCGCAAAGCUACCUUUGACUGCAUAAAACGGGGUUGUACUCUGGAUGUCACACAUGCAUCAUCUGGUUUUGUAUUGGUAUGCAUUAAUCUUUCAUGUGAAAAAAAGAGCAUUUUUGUUA